Gavialis gangeticus (Gharial) is the source of this 1777-nucleotide messenger RNA. It is a transcript of the gene RBM7, whose product is annotated as RNA binding motif protein 7. Lineage: Eukaryota; Metazoa; Chordata; Crocodylia; Gavialidae. The transcript has 5 exons. The record is from RefSeq and is a predicted model, not a curated record. The coding region runs from base 51 to 938 and encodes 295 amino acids. Gene Ontology annotation, molecular function: single-stranded RNA binding. Gene Ontology annotation, biological process: regulation of alternative mRNA splicing, via spliceosome. Gene Ontology annotation, cellular component: nucleus.
CGCCUGCGCAGUGCGCCGCCGAGGUGGGCCCGGGCGGUGCGGCCGGAGACAUGGGAGCGGCGGCGGCCGAAGCAGACCGGACCCUGUUCGUGGGUAACCUGGACCCGCGGGUCACCGAGGAGCUCGUCUUCGAGCUCUUCCACCAGGCAGGUCCAGUAAUUAAAGUUAAAAUCCCUAAGGAUAGAGAUGGUAAACCCAAGCAAUUUGCAUUUGUGAAUUUCAAACACGAAGAAUCUGUCCCUUAUGGAAUGAGUCUGCUUAACGGGAUCAAACUUUUUGGAAGGCCUAUCAAAAUUCAGUUCCGAUCAGGGAGUAGUCAUGCAUCUCAGGAUGGCAAUUCAUCUCAUUCCCCACAUGGAGCCACUAACACGAGCCCAUCCAGCACACCACAUUCAACACCAAAUACUAACAGCAGAUAUGAUAGGAGCCCAGAUAACAUGCUAACAACUUCUGGACAGAGGUCUUUCUCAUCUCCUGAUAACCUUCAGAGACAAGCAGUGAUGAAUAACGUUAUAUGGCAGCAGUCGCAAUAUACUGGGAAGUAUGGAUCUCAGCAUUCAGAUCAGUCUAGUUUUGCCGCCUCAAGCUACCAGCAGAGUCAUUCAUACAAUCAGUCUUCAGGCUCACAAAUGCAGUGGCGUUCAGACCCCGCGGCACUGCGCAAGAACCGGGCCAACUCCCAUCCUUAUCACACGGACAGCAGGCACUUGAACCGUGAGCAGCGAUUUGGAGACCGUGGAUCUGAACACCAUUACAGAGGCAAUAGGGACGAGUACAGCUACGAAGAUAGGAGUUAUGACCCGGGAUCUGAGCAUCACUACCGAGGAAACAGAGAUGAGUAUGGCUGUGAAGAAAGGAGUCGUGAUGGCUGGAGCAGCGAUUAUGAUAACAGAAGAGAGAGCUACAGAGAUGGCAAAUGGCGCCCAUCUCGGCACUAGCAAAUAUUCAGUAUGCUUUAAGGGACUCGAUCUAGGGAAAAUCAGGCUCUCCAGGUCUGAUUGUUUUUAACUGAAAACAAGGAUAGAGGAACAUCACUGGUUACCUUUUUUAAAGUUUGCAGUUACUUCCAGCGUAAUGAGAAAAAAAGUAUUUUAAUUAUCAUAUUAACCUUUUACCUCAGGGUUUUAUGAAAAGAAAUGUGCCACAAGUUUAAAAAAGAAUCAUUGUAGUUUGAUAGAAGUGAACUGUACAGCUGGGUUGUAUUAUAAAGAAAAUCUGUUUGUAUUUUUGUAGUGCAGUUAAAAAGGGUAGUCUAUGCAGCUGGUGUAGUAGUACUUCCUUUAAAUUCCAUGUAGUCUGACAAACCGUGGCACUUUAAAUAUUGAAGACAGUGUUUUGAUACUGAGACAUUGCUUUAUAAUAUUCAUUGUAUUGGAGCAUCGCAUUCAAAGAAAUGCCCUGUAAAACUUGUGGUUAAAACACUCAUUUUAAUAUGUAUUUAAGGACUUUAAUUAUCCCACUUGUGCUUCUUCUGAUGUAUUUUUGUUCGAACCCUUCCUCUGCAGUAGCUUGAAAUUUCUGUUGACAAAACUAGCUUUAUGGAUUUGAAACCUCUCAGGAAAUGGUUGCAUCCCCUUGAGUGAUUUUUUUUUUUUUCUCUCCAACAUUUUAAAACGUGCGUGUACAUUCAAGCUUUUGUUACACAGUACACAUCUUUGUUAAUGAUGUACAGAUCCUGAAAAACUUAUUCUGAUGUAUGCUCCUAAUUUUUGUGGACUAUUAAUCGAAUUACCAAUUCAGGUGCUAAAUAAAUGUGGUCUGAUUAACCUGAAAAAAA